Molecule: messenger RNA, 741 nt
Organism: Symsagittifera roscoffensis
Lineage: Eukaryota; Metazoa; Xenacoelomorpha; Acoela; Convolutidae
Product: GPALPP motifs-containing protein 1-like
Exons: 1
Coding region: 1-741 (246 amino acids)
Source: RefSeq, a predicted model, not a curated record
AUGAGCAAAAACGGAGUUGUCAUCGGCCCCACCCUACCGCCUCAUCUGCGCCAUAAUAUACCCGAACAGUUGGAAACUGACAAUGACGAUCCGAAUCCGAAGGCCAAACAGUCAUAUAAUGACCACAUAAAAAGUGAUUCGGAAUCCGAUGAUGAGUUCGGCCCCGCGUUGCCUCCGCCAUUGUCAGAGUCUGGUGCAUCGAAACUAGAAGAAAGAUCUGAGGCGCAGAUAGCGGCGGAACCACAAGAAGCCGAUGGCCCAACAAUCGGUCCUAUAUUUUCCGACUUAGUUUCGGGAGAGCCGACAGCUAAAAGACCGAAAAUGGUGCGAAAAGACGUCAGCGAGAAAAAAGUGCAAAGAGAGGAAUGGAUGACUUUGGUUCCAGAAGUUUUGACCAAAAAUUUUGGUAGCGGUCCCCGAAAAUUUGACACUUCAUCUCGUAGUAAAAUUCCAAUCGACGCCGACGAAGCCGAGCGAGGGUCACGUGAUUUCGAACAGGAACGAAUUGCGAGAGAGUUGUCGGAUAAACGAAAAGCGUCCUCGCUUCUUGACGAGCACCGAAAAAUCGAGAAUGAAAAGGCAGAAAAACAGAAGGACGAAAAAUUAGAAAGAGUUCCAUUUAACCGCGAAAGAGAUAUGAAAACGCGGUUAUUAGACUCAGACGCAAAAAAUAAACUGAUCAAAAACUGUCAAGCCUUUUCCUCAAAGUUUUCAAGCAGCAAAACUAGCAAGUAUCUGUAA